GCUCAUGAAUAAACAUAACUUUUUAAUACUACAUCGAGAGACUGGUAGAUGGUGUGGAGGUUUAGUUGGGGAAUAUUGACAGAAAACCCGUGGACCCCAACAAAUCUCCUAAAAAGGACUAUUUUGCCUCCCUCAAGUCAUCAGGGUGACUAUGGCGCACGCCGGGGCUCUCCGCGCGUCCCUGCUGCUGAUUUUACUGCAGUUAGUCCUGAUCAUCUCAGCACAGAGGGGGCCAGUUGGUCCAAGAGGACCACCUGGACCUCCAGGGCUUCCUGGGUUUUCUGGUGUUGAUGGCAUUGAUGGUGAAAGGGGACCUGGCCCUGGCCCAGAUGGCCCCCCAGGCCUUGAUGGGGACAAUGGCAAGGAUGGAUUAAAUGGCCUUCCAGGAAACCCAGGAGCGGAUGGUUUGACUGGGCCCCGUGGUGCCUCUGGCCCUGUUGGCCCUCCUGGACAAAAAGGUGAACCUGGUGAGCCGGGACCAAGGGGAGCCAUUGGUGUUGGAGAGGAUGGUGAAGCUGGUGCUGAUGGGGAAGAUGGGUUACCUGGAGAGCUGGGCAAAGUUGGACCUCCUGGAAGUCGUGGACCGAGAGGUCCUGUUGGUGAUCCAGGACUGGCAGGGCCCAGAGGCCCUCCUGGAGUCUGGGAUGGAAAGGAGCUGUGUCCAAAUGCCUGUACGUCUGGCCUGAAUGGUUACACUGGUCUUCCAGGCAUGAAGGGCCACAAAGGUGUCAAAGGUGAAUCAGGUGAACCAGGAAGGCAAGGACAUAAGGGUGACGAAGGAGACCAGGGAGCACCUGGAGAUCCAGGAACACAAGGACUUCCUGGUCCACAGGGUCUCAGAGGAAUCACAGGGAUGAUGGGCCCUAAAGGGGACAGGGGACUUCGUGGAAAUGUUGGCGACCUGGGCCCUCAGGGUAUUCAGGGCGCUCCUGGUGAUCGGGGUCAAAGAGGAAAAGUAGGUGAGACUGGACCAAAAGGAGCUCAGGGACCUCGGGGGCUGCAGGGACUUAUGGGUUUACCUGGACCGAAAGGAGAGACUGGUCUGCCUGGGGUGGAUGCUCGUGAAGGUAUUCCAGGGCUGCCUGGAGUGAAGGGUCUUCCUGGGAAAGUUGGCUCGCCUGGUGAGGCUGGACUUCAGGGUUUUCCUGGUUUGCCAGGCAUUUCAGGAGCAAAAGGUCACAUGGGUGAAAAAGGAAAUACUGGUGAUCCAGGUGUGGCAGGUCUGAUUGGAAAUAAUGGAAAAACAGGUGAACGUGGUGAGCAGGGAGAGUUGGGACCAGUCGGACCUAGAGGUGGGCCAGGUGAGAGAGGAGUGAGGGGUCCUAAUGGGCCUGCAGGCUCGCCAGGUGCGAGGGGCGCUAAAGGAGAUCCGGGCCUUCCUGGUCUUCCAGGGCCUGCUGGCUUCAUCGGGCAGAAAGGCGACAGGGGCGCUGUUGGUCUAACUGGUCCAAAAGGAGAGCAAGGACCACCUGGUGAAGAGGGAACACCUGGAGACAAAGGAGAUGUUGGUGAUGAGGGAGAGCCAGGCGAGAAAGGAUCGACAGGAAAACCAGGAGAUGCAGGAAAUAAAGGGCCAGAGGGUGGGCGUGGCCAACCUGGAUCCGAGGGCCUAGCUGGAGAGCCUGGCCCAAGAGGCAUGCAAGGAGACAGAGGGGUACCUGGACUGCCUGGGGCACAGGGACGACCAGGCCGAGCACCCACAGAUGAACACAUCAAGCAGGUCUGCAUGAGGGUUUUGCACGGACAGCUUGCCCAGUUGGCAGCCAGUCUGACAAGGCCCGAGUCGGGCAUCUCUGGGUUGCCAGGUCCUCCUGGUCCCCCUGGCUCUUCAGGGCCCGCUGGAGACAAUGGCUUCCCUGGGCAUCCUGGAAGCAGAGGACUGCCGGGUCUCAAAGGGCCCCCGGGGCUCAUAGGGAGGAAAGGGCCCAAAGGUGACCAAGGUGACAGGGGAGAUAGAGGGCCCACAGCGGUGGGGUCUAAAGGAAUACCUGGACCACCAGGGCUCCCAGGUGAGCCUGGGAAACCAGCAUAUGGCAGCAAUGGACGUGACGGUCUGAGAGGACCAGCAGGUGUUCCUGGAAUGCCAGGUGUGCCGGGGCCACCAGGUCCCCCCGGCCCUAACGGAUACUGCGAGUCAUCUCAGUGCGUGCUUCAAGCAGUUGCGAGUCCGAUAUCUGUCAAAGAGUCCAACAUGAAGGGGCCAGAUGGUCUAUGAGCCGACAGCCAUCAGCGAGCCACACAUCAGAGCCCAGCGUCUCUGGACAGGAAAACUUGAGAGACUAACAGAGUGACUCCCUCUACGAGGAGAUUUCUGUGUCAGUGGUAUAUGCAGGUGUGACUGUACUUAUCAAACACCUGUGUGAAGUUGGAUCAGUUCAUAUUAGAGUUCCCAGUUUCAUUCAGUCCCCUUUUACUAAGAGAAUUUUUUUUUGGACGUACUUUUGUAUAGCUCCAAUAAUUCUAUUAAGAAUAAAAUAAAAUAAAAACUAAAUUGCCCCACAAAUAAUGAAAUUAUAGCUUGCAAAAAAUAUAUGCUCUAGUUCAAUCUCAUGCCAUCACGACUUGGUCACUUUACACAUUAAAGGCUGUUAAAAGGACUUUAAAUCAGAGGGGGUCCUAAACAUUGUAAAUUUGUCAAUAUCGCAUUGCUAAAAGAUAAUUUGCAAGCAUUUUAUUAAAUGGUUUUUGGGUUGUUUUAACCUUAGAGACAUUCUCCAAUUUCGUGAAAAAUGUUUGUGGUUCUUUGCAGUGAGGGAGAGGUCUUGAUGUUUAAAAACAAUCUAGGAAUUUUCUAUAUUCUUUAUUUAUUGUAGAAAAGACUGAUGUGACACCAACGGUUGUGAAAAGGGAGGAAAAUAAAAGAAUUUUGAUAAAGUGCUGCAUGUUUUUAAUUUAAAAGUUAAAAUCAAGCACAGACCAGGUCAAAUGCUCCUUCAGUGUAUCUUUAUUGUACUCUCAAAUUGGCAAACUUGUUUCUUGCUAUACUAAAACACAUAUCCAAUGAUAUAAAUAGGUGAUUUAACAGUACACAAUCAAAUACCGUACGUAAAUCAAGUAUUGAAAUAUUAAGUUAUGCACAUCAAAUAAAAAGGCAUAAAAAUACCGCAGACAGUGAGGUCCAGUUUUAAGCCAAAACACAAACAUCACACUAUUGACAUGGCAGUAAUAGGUAAACAAAGUUUGGAUAAACAACAAAAAGUAGUACCCCACCCUUCAAUAUAUUUAUAUAAAGAGAUUUUAUUUUCCUCUAUUUUUUUUACCUCUCUUCCUGAUUUUUUUUCUGCAAAAGACAUCAUUGAGAAACCUCUCCAAAUGCCACCGAGAACUCCUCCACCAGACGGUGUCUUUCUGCUGUAAUAAGGCAUUUAUUUUAGAUCUUUUCAGAGGCAGGCAUUUAUUACAGAUAGACUGAAAAAAAAAAAGUGCAUGAAAUUAGUUUUUAAUUAAACCAUUUAGGCUAUAAAGCAUACUACGUGUUUGGCAGAGUUGGGAUUUGACCAUGUUUCACCAACAUAAACUUCAUCGCAAAACACUAAGCUCAUGUUCAACCAAGCACUUUACCUUGCUGACAGAGGUUCUCCACAGGAAAUACAUCAAAACAAAGAGAAGGGCGGGGGACACUUGUAACGAAAUAAGC
Molecule: messenger RNA, 3637 nt
Organism: Onychostoma macrolepis
Lineage: Eukaryota; Metazoa; Chordata; Actinopteri; Cypriniformes; Cyprinidae
Gene: col9a1a
Product: collagen, type IX, alpha 1a
Exons: 32
Coding region: 152-2215 (687 amino acids)
Source: RefSeq, a predicted model, not a curated record